Anolis sagrei ordinatus is the source of this 939-nucleotide messenger RNA. RefSeq names its product olfactory receptor 14C36-like. Gene Ontology annotation, cellular component: membrane. Gene Ontology annotation, molecular function: olfactory receptor activity; G protein-coupled receptor activity; odorant binding. NCBI's taxonomy places the organism in Eukaryota, Metazoa, Chordata, Lepidosauria, Squamata, Anolidae. Gene Ontology annotation, biological process: G protein-coupled receptor signaling pathway. The record is from RefSeq and is a predicted model, not a curated record.
AUGAGUUUUAAAGACCAAAGAUCUAUUAAUAAAUCAUCUCUGUCAGAGUUCCUUCUCCUGGAAUUUUCGGAGGUUUGGGAGCUGAAGAUUCUACAUUUUGUUGGAUUCCUUAUCAUUUACUUGGGAAUAGUGGUAGCGAACCUUCUGAUAAUCUCUGCAAUUAUCUCAGAUUACCACUUAAAUGCACCCAUGUACUUCUUUCUGAUGAACUUGGCUGUACAAGAUGUGGGACAAGUUUCUGUCAUUUUACCCAAAUCUAUGGCUAAUGCUCUCAUGAAUGCCAGACACAUUUCUUAUUCUGGAUGUGUCACUCAAGUGCUGCUCUAUAUCUUCUUUGUAGGAUCUGAUUUCUUUCUUCUGACAGUCAUGGCCUAUGAUCGGUAUGUUGCCAUUUGCAAUCCUUUACGGUACGAGAUGCUGAUGACUAGGCAUGCUUGCCUUCAAAUGGUUACUUCUGUAUGGGUUGCUAGUUUGUUCUGUGCAGUAUUACACACUGUAGGCACCUUUGUACCCCCUCUUUGCUGCAAUGUUGUCAAUCAAUUUUUCUGUGAGAUCCCACAUUUAAUAAAGCUUGCCUGCUCUGACUUCUACCCGAUUGAACCUGGAUUUAUUGUGCUAAGUGGUGUGGUUGCAACAAGCUGUUUUGUUUUUAUUUUUAUGACUUAUGUGUACAUCGUCAUUGCAGUAAUAAAAAUGUCUUCUGUGCAGAAAAAGCAAAAAGCAUUCUCAACAUGCAUCCCACAUCUCACAGUUUGCUCUGUAUUUCUGCUGACUGGUUCCUUGGCUUAUUUGAAGCCCACCUCAGAUUCCACAUCACAACUUGAUCUGGCAUUGACUAUGAUAUAUUCCAUUGUUCCUCCCUUGAUGAAUCCAGUCAUUUAUAGCAUGAGAAAUAGAGAAAUAAAGACUGCUCUGAAAAAAAUGCUGGGUCGGAGAUAA